Myxocyprinus asiaticus (Chinese sucker) is the source of this 555-nucleotide messenger RNA. RefSeq names its product NADH:ubiquinone oxidoreductase subunit C2 (gene ndufc2). Gene Ontology annotation, cellular component: mitochondrial inner membrane. The coding region runs from base 118 to 450 and encodes 110 amino acids. The transcript has 3 exons. The record is from RefSeq and is a predicted model, not a curated record. Gene Ontology annotation, biological process: mitochondrial electron transport, NADH to ubiquinone. Lineage: Eukaryota; Metazoa; Chordata; Actinopteri; Cypriniformes; Catostomidae.
UUCCCCCACGGAGUGGUUUGUAUUUCCGGUUACACAUUGCCCUUGGUUUCAGGAGGUGAGAUGGAAAGUUAACUGGCUGGAUUGUCCCAACUUUGGAAGAGCUUGUUAUCUGUAAACAUGGGGCUUCUGCCUGAUGAAGCGAAAAUUCUGCCUCCACCAGAAAUUGUUAACAGAAAUUCAGUGUGGCUCGGGCUCUGCGGCUGGGCGACGGCGAUGCUGCACAAUAGCUUAAACCGCAGGCCUGCAUUCAAAGCAGGUGUUCACCGCCAAGCACUGUUUGCGACCAUUGGAUGGUUCAUUGGCUACCAUCUAACAAAAUAUGAGAAUUACACUUAUGCCGUGCUGGACAGGGACAUGAAUGAGUACAUCCGGCUGCACCCUGAGGAGUUGCAGGAGAAAGAAAGGAAGACAUUUGCUGAAAUAGUGGAGCCGUUUCAUCCGAUCCGUUGAAUGGAUGUAGUCGUCACAAGAAAAAUGAAGACUGUUAUAAAUACUAUUAUAUUGAUUUUUUGAGUUUUGUCCUUCAUGUUUCAUUAAACUAUUUAAAAGAAAUCA